UGAGGGGCGACGGAGGCGCGCUUGCACCGUGGGCGGUGAGUGCGCAGGCGCUUUCGCUGGAUCUCCGCGGGCGCCAAUUCUGGAGGCUAGGAGCUGGCUACUUCUCCACAGACAUGAUUGAUUUUUCACUGUGCUGAAGCAGAGCAUCCUUUAAAAUCCUCUCAAGCUCCUAACUUCGGAGAUGGUGACAUUGCUUUGAACAAGGAGACCAGUGACUGACUUUGUGGGACGUGUUCUGGUCUUGGCUUUUGUUUUCCUCCCCGAAUUUGGAGAACCAUGGAGAACUGGUACUGGAUGACACUAGUGGUCUUAAUAGGACUCACAGUGCGGUGGACGGUGUCUCUUAACCCUUACUCAGGUGCUGGAAAACCUCCUAUGUUUGGUGAUUAUGAAGCUCAGAGACACUGGCAAGAAAUUACCUUUAAUUUACCAGUAAAAGAGUGGUAUUUUAACAGCAGUGAUAACAAUUUACAGUACUGGGGAUUGGAUUACCCACCUCUUACAGCCUAUCAUAGUCUCUUAUGUGCAUAUGUGGCAGAGUUUAUAAAUCCCGACUGGGUUGCUCUGCAUACAUCACGUGGAUAUGAGAGUCAGGCGCACAAGCUCUUCAUGCGUACCACAGUUUUAGUUGCUGAUUUGCUCAUUUACAUCCCAGCGGUGCUUUUGUACUGUUACUCCUUAAAAGAAAUCUCACCUAAGAGAAAGAUCGCUAGUGCAUUAUGCAUAUUGCUGUAUCCAGGUCUUAUUCUUAUCGACUAUGGACAUUUUCAAUAUAAUUCUGUGAGUCUUGGUUUUGCUUUGUGGGGUGUUCUUGGAGUAUCUUGUGACUGGGACCUGCUAGGGUCAUUGGCAUUUUGCUUAGGUCUAAAUUAUAAACAGAUGGAGCUCUACCAUUCCCUGCCAUUUUUUUGCUUUUUACUUGGCAAGUGUUUUAAAAGAGGCCUCAAAGGAAAGGGAUUUGAGUCGUUGAUGAAGAUAGCCUGUACUGUCCUGGCUUCCUUCCUUCUGUGUUGGUUGCCCUUCUUUACAGAAAGGGAACAUGCCCUGCAGGUUCUAAGAAGACUCUUCCCUGUUGAUCGUGGAUUGUUUGAGGAUAAAGUAGCCAAUAUUUGGUGCAGCAUUAAUGUUUUUCUGAAGAUUAAGGACAUUUUGCCUCGUCACAUCCAGCUAGCAAUCAGCUUUUGCCUUACAUUUGUGAGCUUGCUUCCUGCAUGUAUAAAAUUGGCCCUUCAGCCUUCUUCUAAAGGAUUCAGAUUUACUCUGGUUAGCUGUGCACUAUCAUUCUUCCUGUUUUCUUUCCAAGUUCAUGAGAAGUCCAUUCUCUUGGUGUCAUUACCAGUUUGCUUAGUUUUAAAUGAAGUUCCUUUCAUGUCGACUUGGUUUUUACUGGUGUCAACAUUUAGCAUGCUGCCUCUUCUAUUGAAGGAUGAUCUCCUAAUGCCCUCAGUUGUGACAACGAUGGCGUUUUUAGCGGCUUGUGCCACCUUCUUUCCAAUGUUUGAGAACACUUCUGAAGAAGACCUGCAGUUGAAGUCCUUCGCAGUUUCCGUGAGGAGAUGGCUUCCGGGCUUCACGUUCCUUCCCAGGAUGAUCCAGUAUCUGUUUCUGUCUUCAGUCGUCACCAUGGUCCUUCUGACGAUUUUGAGUGUCACAGUGAACCCUCCCCAGAAAUUACCAGACUUGUUUUCUGUACUGGUGUGUUUUGUGUCCUGUAUAAACUUCAUAUUCUUCUUGGUAUACUUUAACAUUGUAAUCAUGUGGGAUUCCAAAAAUGGAAGAAAUCGUAAGAAAAUCAACUAGUUAUUUUCCCAAUCACAUGCAGUCUUUUGUUAUGUAUCAGUGAGUGUACAUCUUUAGAAUCAUGGCGUCAUAGGAAAAGAGAUGGUUACUGCCUAUUGUUAUCUACAUACACUGCCUGUGGGACCAAAGCACUUGCUUUUUAAGUAUUUUUUGGUAAAGCAUAUUGUAGUUUUGGUAACAAUCACAGAUAUUUAAAUGAUAAAACAAGAGAAAAAAUGUUGCAGUAGCUCACAUCUUCAGUCCCAGUACCAGGAGGUAGAGGCAGGUGGACCUUGGUUCAAGGUCAUCCUUGGUUACA
Messenger RNA from Onychomys torridus (southern grasshopper mouse), 2098 nucleotides. RefSeq names its product ALG6 alpha-1,3-glucosyltransferase (gene Alg6). The record is from RefSeq and is a predicted model, not a curated record. NCBI's taxonomy places the organism in Eukaryota, Metazoa, Chordata, Mammalia, Rodentia, Cricetidae. Gene Ontology annotation, cellular component: endoplasmic reticulum membrane. Gene Ontology annotation, molecular function: dolichyl pyrophosphate Man9GlcNAc2 alpha-1,3-glucosyltransferase activity. The coding region runs from base 277 to 1800 and encodes 507 amino acids. Gene Ontology annotation, biological process: protein N-linked glycosylation. The transcript is spliced from 15 exons.